CUCAAUUGACAUGUUUCUACUGGUUAUUAGGUGGAAGUGAUUUUGGUGGUUUUAUGUGAUUUGUUAAUUUUUGUUUGCAAUAAAGCGUAAAAAUGUCCGAAGACGAAAUGGAAAAGUUUGAAAUUACUGAUUAUGAUUUAGACAAUGAAUUUAAUAUGUUCAGAAAACGGAAAGGGAAUAGUAAACACCAACAAAUAUAUGGAAUAUGGGCAGAUGAUAGUGAAGAUGAGGAUGAUGGAAAAUCAAAAACAUAUAAAAAUAAUAAAAAGGGACCUAAAAAUUAUACAGCCCCUAUUGGCUUUGUAGCUGGAGGUGUCCAGCAAGCUGGCAAGAAGAAAGAGUUAAAGUCUGAAAAUGUUAAAAGUGAUGAGUCAGAUGAAGAGAAACCCACUACAUCAUUUAAGAGAAAUUCCAGUGACUCAGAAGAUGAAACUGUUACAAGACGUGGUUUUGGGUCAUCAUCAUCAAAAGCACCAGUUCAAUCAACAGUAACUGAUGUAACAGGAGAUAUAGCAGGUAUGAGGAGUGCAAGAAGAUAUCCUCAAAAUGCAAAUUUGAUCAAUAAAGGAGUAGGAGGUUGGGAAAAACAUACAAAGGGUAUAGGAGCAAAGCUUCUGCUUCAAAUGGGAUUUCAGCCUGGAAAAGGUUUAGGAAAAGAUUUGCAAGGAAUAUCUGCACCUGUUGAAGCACAUCUAAGAAAAGGUAGAGGUGCUAUUGGGGCUUAUGGUCCAGAGAAGCCAGCAUCUAUACCAAAGUUGAAGGAGGAGAUAAAACGUGAAGUUGAUAAUGGAGACAAGAAGUGGAAGAAGGAAGAUGGUGUAAAUAAGAAUAAAACUAGAUAUUAUUAUAGAAGUGUUGAUGAUGUGAUUGAACAAGACAAGAAGCAUGGAGUAUUUAGGAAUUUGGGAAAUUCAAGUGAACUAUCAAAGGUCAAAGUAAUUGAUAUGACUGGACCUCAGCAAAGAGUUCUCAGUGGUUAUCAUGCAUUAAGUGGUUUAAAAGCUCCACCUGGGGUUGAGCAUUAUGAAGAUGUUUUACACAAGAAAUGUUCCAACUUUUCUUUGCCAGAAUUACAACACAAUUUGGAUGUUUUAGUUGAAAUGCAUGAACAGGAAAUCAUAAAAAAUGAUAGAGACGCGAGGUACAGUCAUGAUCGAAUUGUAGCGUUGGAGCAAGAAGAAGCACAAUUGAAGAAUGUAAUACUUCAAGAGGAUAAAGAUGUCAAAAAGUUAAAGUCUAUUUUGGAUGUUGUAACUGAAUUGGUUGAUCCAUCUUCUGGGCUUUCUUUGGGACAAGUUGCUAAAAACUUUAAAGCUCUUCAGAGUGAACAUUACGAUGAAUAUUGCCAGUAUGAACUAGGCGAAUUAGCACCAGGUCUUGUUGGACCUCUGUUAACAUCAGCUAUGGCUAGUUGGUCUCCUUUGAAUCAACCCAAUCUUUAUAUAGAUGUAUUCGGCCAAUGGAAGGACUUACUGAGCACUCAACGUGGGACUAUAGAAGGUAAUAGUAUGGGAAUACUGCCGUAUGAUAGUCUCUUAUGGCACACUUGGGUGCCUGUAAUGAGAACUUGUGUUAGUGCAUGGUCUCCAAGGGAUUCGGAUUCGCUGAUAACUGUCAUGGAAACCUGGUUACCUCUAUUACCUCCCUGGAUAUUAAAUAAUCUUUACGACCAACUUAUUAUACCUCGUUUAGUACAAGAAGUCUCCAGUUGGGAUCCACUUACAGAUACAAUUCCAGUACAUACAUGGGUUCAUCCGUGGAUUCCGUUAUUAGAUAAACGUUUGGAAGUUCACAUUUAUCCAAUUAUUCAAGAAAAAUUGGGAACAGCUUUAGCAAGCUGGCAUCCAUCGGACGGGUCAGCCAAGUUUAUAUUAAGACCAUGGCAGCGGGUUCUACCAGAAGGUUCAUUUGUUACCUUCCUCGUGAAACACAUUGUUCCCAAAUUGCAGUUAUGUAUGCAAAGUUUGGCUAUAAAUCCUCAUCAGCAACAUUUAGGUAGGGGAGAUGAUGCGUGGAAAUGGGUUAUGGACUGGAACGAUAUGCUAUCCGUUGGUAAUAUGACUUUAAUAUUAGACAAAUAUUUCUUUCCGAGGUGGUUGCAAACACUCGCUAUGUGGCUUAACCAUAAUCCGGACUACACUCAGGUCACAGAAUGGUACACUGGAUGGAAAAGGAUGAUAUCCGAUAAUCUUUUGGCCCAACCAACAAUAAAAGAAAACUUUCACAAAGCACUAGAGUUGAUGAAUCGUGCUGCUAGCUCAGGGCAACAACCGGGCGCCAAAGAAUCAGUCUCUUACUUGACAAAUAUCGAAACAAAUGUACCUCCGCCUCCUCCACCAAGAAUCGAUACAUUUCAAGAAGCAGUGCGUUCAGCAUCUUGCAUUCCGCAAGGUUACAAAGAUCUUAUUGCGAAGAGGUGCGAAGAACGAGGAAUUCUCUUUGUACCUAUUCCUAAUAAAUACCAUGAAGCAAAGCAAGUCUACCGCCUUGGUUCGAACGGAACCCAAUGUUACAUCGACAGGAAUGUUGUAUUUUAUACUAGGGAUAAUUCUAAUUGGCUUCCAACGUCACUAACUAGAUUACUAGAUAUGGCAUAAGAAUAACUUAUUUAUUGUAAAUAUUUUAUCAUUAAACAAUUUUCA
Molecule: messenger RNA, 2642 nt
Organism: Nicrophorus vespilloides
Lineage: Eukaryota; Metazoa; Arthropoda; Insecta; Coleoptera; Silphidae
Gene: sip1
Product: septin-interacting protein 1
Exons: 11
Coding region: 93-2597 (834 amino acids)
Biological process (GO): spliceosomal complex disassembly
Cellular component (GO): U2-type post-mRNA release spliceosomal complex
Molecular function (GO): nucleic acid binding
Source: RefSeq, a predicted model, not a curated record